AUGGCCCAACCAAAGUCUAGAGUGCCUCUCUACCUCGGUCUUGCCGCCGCUGGUGGUGUUGGCUAUUACCUGUACAAUGCUGGUGGAAACCCAAAGGUUGCAGAGAAGCAAGUCGAAGCUGAUCUGUCUCGUGCGUCUGCAAAGAUCAAGUCGGAGAUCCCAGGACGUACCAAGGAAGCUCAGAAGGAGGGUGAGAAGUGGGCAAGUGAGGCCGGCGCAAAACUUGACUCUGCAGUUGAGAAGAGUAAGGCAGAGCUAGCCAAAGCCGAGAACAAAUUUGAUCAAUAUCGAAAAGAUGCCGGUGCGAAGAUUGAUGCAGCAGACAAGAAGAUUGAGACCAAGGCAGCAGAGGCCAAGAGUGGCAUCUCUUCCUGGUUUGGUGGAAAGUAA
Molecule: messenger RNA, 390 nt
Organism: Cadophora gregata
Lineage: Eukaryota; Fungi; Ascomycota; Leotiomycetes; Helotiales; Ploettnerulaceae
Exons: 3
Coding region: 1-390 (129 amino acids)
Source: RefSeq, a predicted model, not a curated record